This is a messenger RNA of Hyla sarda, 1596 nucleotides long. RefSeq names its product epiphycan (gene EPYC). The record is from RefSeq and is a predicted model, not a curated record. The coding region runs from base 306 to 1259 and encodes 317 amino acids. Gene Ontology annotation, molecular function: protein binding. The transcript is spliced from 8 exons. NCBI's taxonomy places the organism in Eukaryota, Metazoa, Chordata, Amphibia, Anura, Hylidae.
GACAGGAUAAAGAAGGAGGACACACACUGAUAAAGACAGAGAAUGUACUGCUUGUGGACAAGGCCUGGUUGCUAGACAGAUAAGAGGGAUUUGGAGGAGCAGCAGCAGGGGCAAGGCUUUCUUCAUAUUCAUGCAAAAACUGAAAGAGAUCUCAUGGUGUGAACUCCAAGUUGAUAUUUAGCAGUCAGUGUACCACCCUCCUUCAGACUGAGAUAUGACUUGUAAGUGGUCAGGUCACAUCCCACUUACACUGUACACCAUCUAACCUGCUGCCAUUCCAAAAAACAGGAGCCAAGCUUUGAAUAAUGAAGACAUUUGCAAAUAUUUUCUUGGGACUUUUUAUACUUAAAGCAGCAGCAGCUGCUCCUCCAACGGAUUCCAUUAACUAUGACACAGAUACAUAUGAAGUGGAUCUAUAUAGCAAUUACGACUAUGAUGAAAACAGUAAUAUUGACCAAGGAGAGAUAGAAAUUGGAACUGUACUGCCUAUUGUGAAUAGACCCAUUCUAUCUCCAGAACCAGUUCAAGAAGAAAUAGAAGAAGAGGAGGAAUCUACACCAAAGCUGAUUGAUGGAUCUUCACCACAGGGGCCCUUGUCUCCUGGAGUCCAAACUCCGGAAGCAAGUGGAGGAAUCUCAACUUGUAUCCUCUGUGCAUGCAUUCGCACCACUGUUUACUGCGAUGACCACAACCUCGAUUCAGUUCCACAACUUCCUAAAGACACUACACACGUCUACCUACGUUUUAACAAGAUAAGCAAGAUAAACAAGAAUGAUUUUUCAUACUUAAGCAAAUUACAGAAGAUUGAUCUGACAUCAAAUAUCAUAUCAGAAAUUGAUGAAGAUGCAUUCAGAAGCUUGCCACAGCUUAAUGAGCUAUCACUUUUGGAUAACAGGAUAAGACAGCUUCCAGAACUGCCAAAUUCUCUGAACUUCCUUGACGUUAGCAAGAAUAGACUUGGGCGCAAAGGAAUUAAACAGGAGGCAUUCAAAGACCUGAAAGAUCUUCAUAUCUUGUACUUAAAUGACAACAGCUUAGACCAUAUCCCAAUACCUCUUCCUGAUUCAUUGCAGGCUCUUCAUCUUCAGGAUAACAACAUUCAGGAAAUGCAUGAAGAUACCUUCUGUAAAAUGAAAGAUUUCUCAUAUGCCAGAAGAUCUCUUGAAGACGUCAGGCUAGAUGGAAAUCCUAUUAACCUGAGUAGGACACCCCAGGCCUUUAUGUGUCUACCUCGUAUACCAGUUGGCAGACUGGUUUAAGUCAGAAGGCCACACAUUAACUCCAUAAAUCACCCACAAAUAAGAUAUAUACAUGGCUUAUUAAAACACAUAAAUACUACAGUAUGUAACUUCCAAUGACAGUUUCUACUGUGUUUUCCCUAAAUAAAAUGCAAUCUUAAAGAAGUUUGACAUUAAAUAUACUAAAAACUGGAAAAUAAUAUGCUGACAAAUGUACAUAAUGUACUCUCUUCUGAUCAACUAACAUUGUAACUAAAGUACGUAAUCUUGAAUUUGUCUAUUUUUUGGUAUUUGCUACCUAAUAGUUUCAAGCUAAAUUACUUCAUUUCAAGUGGAGUAUAUGUGAAAUGUGUUACAG